Pollicipes pollicipes is the source of this 641-nucleotide messenger RNA. RefSeq lists its product as uncharacterized. The record is from RefSeq and is a predicted model, not a curated record. NCBI's taxonomy places the organism in Eukaryota, Metazoa, Arthropoda, Thecostraca, Pollicipedomorpha, Pollicipedidae. Bases 15 to 515 code for a protein of 166 amino acids. The transcript has 5 exons.
CAUUGUCGCUAGUCAUGGGCGGCCUCUUCAUGGUGGCCAGCUCCAGCCAGAUGACAGGGGACCAGCCGUGCGUGUGGGUGCCGGUGUAUGCCGUGCCUGCCAGCCUCUGCCUCCUCGUCGCCAUCAAGCUGCAGUACGCAGGGACUCUGCCUUGGCGAGCCUGCUACGUGGUGCACUUGGCGUGCUGCCUGGCGCUGCUGGUGCUGGUGCUGGUGCGCGCCGUGCGGUUGCUGCACCAGCCGGCGGCCAGAACCACCUCACCGGCGCCGCUGACCGACAACGAGGACCUCGUCAGGAACGCCCGGGAGCUAACUGCCCUUGCUAUCACUAUCGUGUGGAUGAAAAUGACUAAGCACGUGUCCGACUCGCAUGUGCGCGUGACACUGAGUCAGCAGCAGACGACUCGCAUGCUGCCGCUGCUGCUGCUGCUGACGCUGGCCGUGCCGGGCCUGCUGUGGGUCGCCUGCCAGAUGAGGCCCACCAGCGGCGACCCCACCUCGGCGGGACGCCUGUAGGGUCGAGGCGCGACCUCGGCGGGACCCCCGUGUCAUGGCCUCUGCAGUGAUGUGAUGUCACCUCAACGGAACCUCAGCAUGUGUGCAGCCCGGUGGGACGUUUGACCGGAGCAUCGAUACACCGUU